UUAACAAAUGUUAUUAGGUGCAAAGCAAGCACACCACUUACACCUCCUCUUCUUCCGCUUCCUCUCCUCCUCCUCCUCUCUCGGCUGACAACGAAGCAUCUCUAUUUGUUUUAUCAAGUUGAGGGGGUCAUCAUCACCGCCACCACCACCACCAUCAUCCUCAUAAUAAUCGUCGCCACUCUCCGCUUUCUUCUUCUUCAUCUCCUUCUUUCCCCCUUCCUUCCUUCCCUCCCAUCUCUUACAUGAUUCAUCCAUCCAUUUCUCUAAUUUUCUCUGCCUCCCUUUCGAUUAUUUUAUUUCUUUCAAGUUAUUUUUCCUUUUCCUUCCUUGUCAAUCCUGCUCCGUUUCUCUUCACCCCACGGUCUCUCUCUAUCUCUAGAUUUCUUUGGCAUCUCCCCCACAGCUUUCCAGUUGGCCCCCGCCCUUCCUCUUCCUUUUUUUUCACCCCCACCUUGCAGAUUUCCUUCCCUAGCUCUCUCUCUUUCUCUCUCCCUGGGGAAGGAACGGGAGGAAUUGUGUGUUUUAUGUAAAAGAAAGAGUGGACAAGAUAGGUAAAAAGAGGGAAGGGGCAAGGGAGAGGGGGCGGCGGAAGAAAUAUGCAGCAAGGAGGGUCUCCAUAUGAAGUGACGCAGUAUGGGGGAGGGGCCGCCGGGGGACGGGGCCACAUGAUGGGAAUUUCCGGCGGCCACGACAUAUCGACCUCUCAGCACCAACACUCGGAGCAGCAGCAGCAGCCACUGGCGGAGGCCGCGUCUCCGAUCAGCUCGAGGCCGCCAGCCAGAUCGGCCAAUUUCGAGGAGUUGGUGCCCGUGGGGGCGGGGGGUGGCUUCCCCGACGAUGAGGCGCUUGCGGGGGAGGAGGCCGAGAGGGGAGCUGGUGGGAACCGGUGGCCGAGGCAGGAGACUCUCGCCCUCUUGAAGAUCAGGUCGGAAAUGGACGCCGCUUUCCGCGACGCCACCCUCAAGGGCCCUCUCUGGGAAGAUGUGUCGAGGAAGCUAGCGGAAUUGGGGUACAACAGAAGCUCCAAGAAGUGCAAAGAGAAAUUCGAGAACGUUCACAAGUACUACAAGAGGACCAAGGAAGGAAGGGCCGGCCGGCAGGACGGAAAGAACUACCGAUUUUUUAAGCAAUUGGAGGCGCUCCAUGGCAGUACCAGUGGCACCUCCAACGCCAUCUCCACCUCUACCACAACACCAGUAGCGGUCACCACGGUGGCUGCGCCGCCACCACCAGCAGCCGCAAGUACAAUUCACAGCCCCACUGUCGUGGCAAGUGGUGUCAUGGGGAGUGCCACAAGAAUGCAGACUCAGCCAAGCAGUGCCACAACCGCGGCCGCCCCUAGCCAACCGAGCCGGCCGACCAUCCCCGGACCACCAAUUUUAACGAGGAUCCCCACCGAUCUGAGCCGCGAGAUCAGCCUAUCCUCCGGCGGGUCCUCAACGUCCGGAGACUCGUCCGAGGAAAUCCAGGAACAAAGCCAUAGAAAGCGCAAGAGAUCUUCCGAGUCGAGCACUCGGAAAAUGAUGAAUUUCUUCGAGGGGCUGAUGAAGCAGGUGGUGGAGAAGCAGGUGGCGCUGCAGCAAAAGUUUCUAGAGACCAUAGAAAAGAGAGAAGAAGACAGAAUGAUAAGGGAAGAAGCGUGGAAACGCCAAGAGAUGGCUAGGCUAAAUAAGGAGCUCGACGUUCUUGCUCAAGAACGCGCAAUGUCGGCAUCGAGGGACGCCGCCAUGAUCGCCUUCCUUCAGAAGUUCACCGGCCAAACUAUCCACCUCCCACCUCCUCCACAGCCGCCUCCCCCCCAGCAGCUCGCGCCGGCUGUUUCCACCGCUCCCGUCGUCACAAUUCCAGCCGUGCAGCCGCCGCACAAGCAGCACCACCACAACCAACACCACCAGCCGCAGCCGCCGCCACCUCCGCCUCAGCAGCAGCAACAGGUAGAGAUAAGGCCAAUGCCAUCGUCGAGUACCGAUAUCGUAGCUCACGAGCAGGAGCCGUGCUCGGGGGGGUUCGAAACGGCGAGCUCCCGGUGGCCGAAAGUGGAGGUGCUAGCGCUGAUCAAUCUCCGGAGUGGGCUCGAGUCGAGGUACCAGGAAGCGGGACCCAAGGGCCCACUUUGGGAGGAGAUCUCUGCGGAGAUGGGGAAGAUGGGCUAUAAGCGCAGCGCCAAGAGAUGCAAAGAGAAGUGGGAGAACAUCAACAAGUACUACAAGAAAGUGAAGGAGAGCAACAAGAAGCGGCCGGAGGACUCGAAGACGUGCCCCUACUUCCCCCAGCUUGACGCUCUCUACCGCAAGAAGAUCCUCGGCGGCAACUCAAGCAAGCCCGACCUAGAGUCGCCCCGCGAGCCAAGCCUGCCCCCAGAGCACCACACCGGCGGCGACAUCUUGGCGAUCAUGCCAACCCCGAUAUCGGCUGCCCCGCCUGAGAAAGAAGGCGGCGACGGAGAAAACGGCCGUGGGGGUGACGGCGGAUCAGCAAUGCAGGGACAGAAGGGCAAAAACAACAGCAACAACGGGGCAGGCUUCUACUCGGGCGCAGUGGAAGAAGGCAACGGCGUGGGAGCGAAGAAGCCAGAAGACAUUGUGAAGGGGUUGAUGGGCCAUAAACUGCAGCACCAGGCGGUUAUGGACAUGGACGAUCCCGACAGCGACAACGUCGAGGCCGACGACGAUGAGGAGCGAGAUGAUGAAGACGACGACGACGAAGAGGACGACGACAGGGAGCCAAGCACGCGGAUACCGGCGGCCUACGAGGCGCAGUACCCAAGGCAGGGGGCACCAACUUCCACCGGCAACGCUGGCUCGUUCAUCACCAUGGUUCAAUAACCACCACCCUCUUCUUCUUCUUCCCUCCUCCUUUUCUUCUUCUUCUUCUUCUUCUUCUUCUUCUACUUACUAUCUUCUUUGUCGUUCCUUCGUUUCCUUCUUCGGUCGGUCUUCUUCUUUCUUUUUUUUUUUUUUUGUCCUCCAUUCUUCAUCUUCGAUUUGAAAGUGUACCAUAUGUACCUAUUUCUCUGAGGCCGAAAUCUUCCGGACAGGCCUCGCGAAUAACCCCCCUCGAGUCGUUCUUCUUCUUCGAGUCCUACCACCCAGUUUCUUCAUGGCUUCCAGUAAGAAAAAACCAUUUUAUUUAUUUAUUUAUUUAAUAAAUUAAUAUUCGGAACAUCGACGGCGGAGAUUGAAUCGAAAGACAGGACAUCCCCUAAUCUUGCAGAAACAAAAAGAGCAAAGGGAAAGGAAACAGAAAAUCCCCACAAGAGAAGUAGAUUCGGAGAUCGCCGGCUUUACGUGCAGUUUGGUAUAUCCGGCGGAGAAGCCGGCGAGUUCGGAUGGUGGCCGGAAGAUGAAAGGCUUCCGUUUAAAGGUGCAAAUUUGAGAGAUGAAACUCUGGCCGUUCGAUCUCGAAAUUCGUAUUGUUUUUGCGCUUUAUCUGGAAUUUCUUUUCCCUUUCUCAUUUCUUGGGGGAGCUAUAGAAAAAAAAAAAAAGGAAGCUAGAGAAAAAAGAGAGGGAGAGAAUGAAUGAGGGGAUGAUAUUUCGUUUUCCAUUGAAGCUUUUUUCUAAAUUUAUUUUGAAUUUCCUGAUGUCCCAAUUGCCCGUGUAUCUGUACAUUUUCUGAUCUCAGGAUUCUGUUUUGUCUUCUCUCGUUCAUCCUUUUUGUUCUCUGUAAGUUUUGUUGUUGGUGGUGUUGUAAGCAGGGAAAAAAAAGCACUUUCUUCUUGCCAAUUUCCUCCUCCUGCGAUCAAUUUUGUUUUCAUCUUGAGUUCCUUUAAUCGAAUUGGUUUUCAGCCACCUCCAUUUAA
Molecule: messenger RNA, 3800 nt
Organism: Nymphaea colorata (pocket water lily)
Lineage: Eukaryota; Viridiplantae; Streptophyta; Magnoliopsida; Nymphaeales; Nymphaeaceae
Product: trihelix transcription factor GTL1-like
Exons: 3
Coding region: 597-2825 (742 amino acids)
Source: RefSeq, a predicted model, not a curated record